GCCAAAAGAGUCUGUGUCUCUCAAUCUCUCACAUGGCACCAAAAAGCCAGACUGAGUCAUCCAUUGGGAAAUUCAUUAACCGAGGAGCUUGGACUCCCGAGGAAGAUCGAAAGCUUGCUCAGUGCAUUGAACUUCAUGGAGCCAAGAGGUGGAAGACCAUUGCUCUUAAAUCAGGUUUAAACAGGUGUGGCAAGAGUUGCAGGCUGAGAUGGCUCAACUAUCUGAGGCCAAACAUCAAGAGAGGCAACAUUUCACUUGAAGAAGAAGAUUUGAUUCUUAGGCUUCACAAACUCCUCGGAAAUAGGUGGUCGCUGAUAGCUGGGAGACUUCCGGGACGAACAGACAAUGAAAUAAAAAACUAUUGGAAUUCUCAUUUGUGCAAAAAAGUGAAUCGGGAAGAGGAGAAGAAGAAGAAGCCAAACACUGCAACCCCACAAGAAAGCACACCCCAACAUACCUGGGAUAGUGCUCUCGUGGAGAAUGAGGAAGCCAUUAAAGGAAAUGGACCUGUGAACUCAGAAGUUAGCUUUGAUGUGAAUGAGUUCCUUGAUUUCUCUCCCAAAGAUGGAUGCUUUCGUGAGUUGGAUUGGAUGACCAAGUAUCUAGAACUAGAUGAGUUUCCAGGGAGCAGUGGACAGUUUUGAUCCUAAAAAAGUUUCAUAAGAAAAUUAAUGCCCCGUGGAUUUUGGAGAAACCAAGUGAUCUAGGACGGUGUUGGAGAAACAAAAGAGCUUGGUGAUCAUUUUAGGGUUCACAAGUUUGUGCCUUUCCUUGCUUGAAAUUUACUGAAUAAUUUUCUUUAGGGCUUUAGAGGAUCCCAAUAUGAAGAUUGAUAUCUGUAAUUAAGUAGAGAGUUUGGUGUUUUCUCUUCUGUGAAGAAUCAGAUGUGUUCUGUAUCUGUAUCUGAACUAGUCAUUUCUUUGUGAUGUGAAAUGAACGGUCGGCUGACAAUGCAAAACCUUGUGAAGGAGUGUAUCAUAUAUAACAAGAUGUAGCAGAGCGCAUUAAUUCUCAUUCCAUUAUUUCAGACA
Neltuma alba is the source of this 1031-nucleotide messenger RNA. RefSeq names its product transcription factor MYB114-like. NCBI's taxonomy places the organism in Eukaryota, Viridiplantae, Streptophyta, Magnoliopsida, Fabales, Fabaceae. Gene Ontology annotation, cellular component: nucleus. The transcript has 3 exons. Gene Ontology annotation, molecular function: transcription cis-regulatory region binding. The coding region runs from base 33 to 644 and encodes 203 amino acids. Gene Ontology annotation, biological process: cell differentiation; regulation of DNA-templated transcription. The record is from RefSeq and is a predicted model, not a curated record.